This is a messenger RNA of Trypanosoma grayi, 1323 nucleotides long. RefSeq names its product serine/threonine protein phosphatase. The record is from RefSeq and is a predicted model, not a curated record. Gene Ontology annotation, molecular function: hydrolase activity. The transcript has a single exon. Bases 1 to 1323 code for a protein of 440 amino acids. NCBI's taxonomy places the organism in Eukaryota, Euglenozoa, Kinetoplastea, Trypanosomatida, Trypanosomatidae.
AUGCUGUUGGACUUCAUGAAAUUCUGCGCCACGUGGUGUUUGCUGCUGCUGGUGUUGCUUGUGUGUGAUGCGCGUGAAGUGCUGCCUCCUCAUGCCUAUGAAAACCGCACCUUGUAUCCCGUGCUUCCAGUCUACGACCGCCGCCCACUGCUAAGCAUUGGUGUCCUCAGUGACAUUCAGUACACUGACCAAGAAGAGGCAUCUCGCCGUCAUUUUCGUCUCAGCCUCAAUAAACUUAAGCAUGCAGUGAGUGAGAUGAAUGCUAACCGUAGUCACCUGGACCUUGUCAUGCACCUUGGCGACACCGUCAAUGACAAUAUCAAGAAGAACAUAGUGGAGAUUAACUCACGACUGAAAGAGCUGCGAUUUCCCUUCUUCCAGGUGCUGGGGAAUCACGACUUUCAAUUGCUGAGCGAAGAACAGCGGGGCCAAGUGCCCCACUUGCUGGGGAUGCCGGCCCGCUACUACAGUCUCCGAGCGGGGGAAGGCAGCGCGUUUCUUCUUAUCGUGCUUGACGGCACAGAUAUGUCUCUGUACGCGACAACAGCUGGCACCGUUAGAAGGGCGGAGGCGGAGGCCAUGGCGCGUCGGUAUCGCAGUCGAAAAAGUAUGCGAGAUUUCAACGGCGGCAUCGGCGAAGAACAGAUGCGGUGGCUCCGCGCUCAGCUUGAGUACGCUACGUCACAAAAUCUAGUGACACUGGUGCUCUGCCACUUCCCCAUGUAUCCUUACAAACAAGUGCUGAAUCUAUGGAAUGAUGUUGAAGUUGUACAGUUGCUCUCUCAGUAUCCGUGUGUAGCGGCUGUUGUAACGGGCCACACACAUCGUUGGGAGUACAAGACGCUCCUGGUCCCGCACCGAAAUGGAAGCUUUACCAUUCAUUUUAUCACGUUUGGAGGUAUUGUGCAGUCUCCUUUUACUUCCUGGGGUUUCCUGGAGGUGUAUGAAAAGGAGCUGCAUGCCCACGGCCUUACAUUCGGGCGAGCCUUUGACUAUCACAUGCCAAUCGGCGGGAUGAGACGACUUGGAGCAGAAAUGUCACCGGAUGCAAUACGGAUGCCGAUUCGGCGACGGGCCGUGACGUUGGUCUCUCGCUGUGGUGACGGCGAUGGUCAAACUCGUCCUCCACUGCAGGAAGUUGUUCAGCUCGCUGCCAUAGAUACUGAUGAGCUACCGAGCUCAAUAGACGCUGGAUGGGUCCUUGGACUCCCACUAGUCCUUAUUGUGGCUGUCUUGGUAUGUAUGCGGUGCUGGCGAUACCGGAGGUCCCAACGCGCUUCUACCAACGGAGGCCUCGAAGGAAGUGGGCGAUGGAAGAAUUGA